Molecule: messenger RNA, 3250 nt
Organism: Thamnophis sirtalis
Lineage: Eukaryota; Metazoa; Chordata; Lepidosauria; Squamata; Natricidae
Source: RefSeq, a predicted model, not a curated record
UUCUUUCCUGGCAAACUUUGAUGGAGAAUUUCACACCGUGCUGUAAAAAUGCCUGUUAUGAAAGGAUUACUGGCACCUCAAAAUACCUUCUUGGACACGAUCGCAACUAGGUUUGACGGCACACAUAGCAAUUUCAUUCUUGCCAAUGCUCAAGUGGCUAAAGGAUUCCCCAUAGUUUACUGUUCUGAUGGCUUCUGUGAGCUUUCUGGAUUUGCACGAACCGAAGUCAUGCAGAAGAGCUGCAGCUGUAAAUUUUUAUAUGGUGCUGAAACAAAUGAGCAAAUGAUUCUCCAAAUUGAAAAGUCAUUGGAAGAAAAAAUGGAAUUCAAAGGAGAGAUCAUGUUUUAUAAAAAGAACAGGUCUUCAUUUUGGUGCCUAUUGGAUGUUGUCCCAAUUAAGAAUGAGAAAGGUGAUGUUGUUCUGUUUCUAUCUUCUUUCAAAGACAUAACAGAUACAAAAAUAAAGAUUUCUCUGGAAGAAAAAAAAGAUGAAAAAUUCAAAGGAAGAGGAAGAGCAGGAUCACAUUUUGAUUCAGCCCGCAGACGGAGUAGAGCUGUCCUUUAUCACAUCUCCGGACACCUACAAAGAAGAGAAAAGAACAAAUUAAAAAUUAAUAAUAAUGUUUUUGUAGAUAAACCAGCAUUUCCGGAAUAUAAAGUUUCAGAUGCAAAAAAGUCCAAAUUCAUACUUUUGCAUUUUAGCACUUUUAAAGCUGGCUGGGACUGGCUUAUAUUACUAGCAACGUUUUAUGUUGCUGUAACUGUACCUUAUAAUGUUUGUUUUAUUGGCAAUGAUGAUCUGUCUACAACUCGAAGCACAACAGUCAGUGACAUUGCAGUGGAGAUACUGUUUAUCAUAGAUAUUAUUUUAAAUUUCCGAACUACAUAUGUCAGCAAGUCUGGCCAAGUAAUAUUUGAAGCAAGAUCUAUUUGUAUCCACUAUGUGACUACCUGGUUUAUCAUUGAUUUAAUAGCUGCACUUCCUUUUGAUCUUCUUUAUGCUUUUAAUGUCAAUGUGGUAUCAAUUGUUCACCUUCUCAAGACUGUACGUUUACUACGCCUUUUACGUCUACUUCAGAAAUUGGAUCGUUAUUCCCAGCACAGUACAAUUGUUCUGACAUUGCUGAUGUCUAUGUUUGCACUGCUGGCUCACUGGAUGGCUUGCAUUUGGUAUGUCAUUGGAAAGAAGGAAAUGGAAAAAAAACCACUCACAUGGGACAUAGGUUGGCUUCAUGAACUAGGAAAACGUUUGGAAUCUCCAUAUUUUGGCAAUAACACAUCAGGAGGCCCAUCACUCAGAAGUGCCUAUAUUGCUGCCCUGUAUUUUACACUUAGCAGCCUCACCAGUGUUGGGUUUGGCAAUGUUUCAGCCAAUACGGAUGCUGAAAAGAUUUUUUCCAUUUGCACAAUGCUGAUUGGGGCUUUAAUGCACGCCUUGGUUUUUGGUAAUGUGACUGCUAUCAUUCAGAGGAUGUACUCCAGGUGGUCCCUUUAUCACACAAGAACUAAGGAUCUCAAAGAUUUUAUAAGGGUCCAUCACCUGCCUCAGCAAUUAAAGCAAAGAAUGCUGGAAUAUUUCCAAACCACUUGGUCUGUCAAUAAUGGAAUAGAUUCCCAUGAGCUUCUUAAAGAUUUUCCAGAUGAGCUGCGCUCAGACAUCACCAUGCAUUUGAACAAGGAGAUUCUGCAACUCUCCCUUUUUGAGUGUGCCAGUCGGGGUUGCCUCAGGUCUUUGUCUUUGCAUAUCAAAACCUCCUUUUGUGCUCCUGGGGAGUACCUCCUCCGGCAGGGAGAUGCCUUGCAAGCUAUCUAUCUUGUGUGCUCAGGUUCCAUGGAAGUUCUAAAAGAUAGCAUGGUGCUGGCAAUUCUAGGUAAAGGAGAUUUAAUUGGAGCGAACCUCUCAAUUAAGGACCAAGUGAUUAAAACAAAUGCUGAUGUGAAAGCUCUAACCUAUUGUGACCUCCAAUGUAUUAUUCUCAAAGGACUUUUUGAAGUGUUAGAUCUUUACCCAGAAUAUGCUCAUAAGUUUGUUGAAGACAUUCAGCAUGAUCUCACUUACAAUCUUCGGGAAGGCCAUGAAAGUGAUGUAAUCAUCAGAUUAUCAAACAAGUCUUCCAUCUGUCAGUCAGACUCCAAAGGAAAUGGCAGCAUAAAUAAAAGACUUCCAUCCAUUGUGGAGGAUGAGGAAGAAGAGGAAGUCAUGACAGACGAGGAUGGAGCAACUCUUUCCCCAAUUCACACAAGAAGCACAGCCUCUCAGCAAAAGAAAUCGGGAAGCAAUAAAAACUAUCUGGGGAUAAACUUGAAACAGUUGGCCUCAGGUACUGUUCCCUUCCACUCACCCAUCCGAGUUUGCAGUGCAACCUCAUCAAGAACCAAGCAUGAAACUGAACUCCAUUACUAUUCCAAACGAAAAGAGAAGAAUCUGAAGCUGCAUCUUUCAUCACUUAACAGCAUCAUCCCUCCUGACCUCAGCCCUCGAGAAUGAAGUUGGUGCUGCUGUGUUAGUUAUCAAAGCAGAAGAAACGAAACAACAGAUCAACAAGCUUAAUAAUCAGGUCACUGCUUUGAGCCAAGAGGUCUCUCAAUUAAGGAAAGACAUGAAGAGUGUUACUCAUCUUCUGGAAAACCUAUUGGUGGCCCAAAAAUCACCAGAUUUCUGUGCAAUUCAUGGCCCAGUGACAAGUCCCAACAUGGAAAGCUUACAAAAGAGAAUGACAUGGACUACACAGCAACCCUGUAUGCAUAUGCAGGUACCAAAGGUUACUUGCACCAAAGCACAGCUCUGCCAUUCCAACACCAUUGUAGGAAUUUGGAACAUGGAUCCAACCUCCGUUAGUAGCAGCCCACAAAGAACUGAAUCCCAUGUUCAAAAUUCUACGGAUGGUGAAUUUUAUUGUACUUCAGGCUUUGAAUAUUCACCUUCCCAUUACCAUGUUAUCCAAAAAGAUAAUUUGCAGUUUGUAGGCUGCACUUCUCCCCAUUCAGAUACUACUUUGACUCCUCUCCAGUCUAUUUCAGCAACUCUGUCGUCAUCUAUCUGUUCUUCAUCUGAGACAUCUUUACACCUUGUGUUACCCAGCAGAUCUGAGGAAGGCAGCUUUAGUCAGGGAGUUAGUUCAUUAAGCCUUGAAAACCUGCCAGGAUCUUGGGACUUGGAAGGAACAACAGGAACUACACUUGGACAAACUUCAGAAGACGUUAAGACCAGCACAGAGGACAUUAGAGACAGCAAAGCCAUAAAUGCAUAA